CUUCUCCUAAUCUAGAAUAAAAUAGAAAAGAGUGAAAAAUAUUCAAUACAAGGAGGGUCUUUUUUUUUUCUUCUAAACACACAGAAAAAAAAACCAAGCGAAAAAAAAAAGACGACAAGAGAAAAAAAAAUUACAUUUCGAAAAGGCGUGUCUUAAAAUUUCUCCCCGUUCUGUUUUUUUUUUAUAUCCUGUUUCUUUGUCAAUGAAGUCGAGGAAAUCCAAGCCAAGCAAUGGCAGUGGUGCGACUAGCCCCAAUAGUGGACGUUCACAGGAGGAAAUUGCUCAACGUAGCAGUACCUUUACAUUUCUAAAGAAUCGGUUCUUUGCCAGCAGCGGUAGUGGCACGAGCCAUCAUGAAGUGCGCACCAACGUUCCAUUACAACCUCCGGUCACAUUAUUAUCGGAUGCGGAUAACCAGACUCCACUGUCGACAAGUCCAUGUGCCUCCACAUCGUCUAAUUACUCCAUGCCACAGAAAUCACUGUGGUCAGUAGACAAUACAGGCCGUUCGUCGUCCGACCGUACAGAUGAACCCGUCGUGGACAAAUCGCUGUCAAAAUCGUAUGAUGAUCGCAGUGCUUUCCACCACCCGGAAUUCUCACGCUCAGGUGCCAGCAAUGCACGACCGGCAUCGUUCAUGGCCCUGGAAGGUCAUGGACUUCACCAUGAUCAUUCUGCAGUUCAACCACUCGCCAGAAGCGGAGGGGAUUCCACGGCUAAAAAUAAAAACCGGGCCAGUUUGAUCAUUGUUAAAGAAGGCUACCUUUACAAGAAGACCGAUUUUCGACCCUUUCAUAAACCUUCCAAGCUUCAUCGAGGUUGGAAAUUGUAUCGGGUAGCGCUGCGUGGCCAUAAGCUGUACCUGUAUAAAGUCCCCGCCGAAUCACCGUUUAAAACUUUAUUCCCGUUGCCCAGAGACCAUUCCCUGUCACUGUCGUUAUCCAAUACCAGCCUCGCCUCACAGAAACAUGUACCACCCAUGUUGACAUCCCUACCAUCACCCAAGGAAACGUUCCUGAAUGCAGAAGAUUUUGAUGAAGAAGCUCAGGCACAGUUAUUUUCAUCUCCCAUUCACAUCCCUCUGUGUUCGGCUACUUUUACUGAAAUUGAUCCGUUCUCAAGGCAACAUGUGCUCCUCAUUCUCCUUGCGGAAAAACUCGUCAUCUGUAAAAAACCACAGGGAAAAGAUACUUGGAGAAUUGAGUUCCGUCUGCCACUGAUUUCCAUCAGACUGGAAGAAUCGACCGAUGAACUGUUAUCAGCUCCGACCACGCCACGAUCCCAAACCGACAGCUUAUCCAGCCAUUUUUUUCAAUCCGACAUGCGUUUGGCACCUCCCAGUUUUACCACCGAUGCUUAUGCGUUCACCCUCUCCUUUCGAUCUCGACCGGCGGUGCGGACGGUGUAUUCAUGCAAAUCGCGCGAAGUAGGCAUGUCAUUUCUCGCGGCUGUGUAUGAGGCGCAGUCAUGCCUUGGAAAUACCACGACAGGCUCAAUGGCGGAAAUGGAAGAUAUUCCCGCCAUUUUAUACAAUGAAUCUUACAAAGGCACCAACAUCCAUCCCAAUUUGGUGACAUCCGAAACCGAUUCGACCCAACGUAAAGUGCAAGGUGGCACCGUAGAAGCUCUCGUGCAUGAAUUGCUAUUCCAAACGCAAGGACCUUCGGAUGACUAUCUGAAUGCGUUUCUAUUAACGUAUUCUGUGUUUAUGGCAGCGGGAAGAAUCCUGGAAUUGUUCAAAGAUCAUCUGACUUGGACGUUGCAAGACAAAGUCAUUGGCACAGAGGCUUUGUUCUUCCGCGUCCUCGAUAUCUUUAGGGUGUGGUGUGAACGGUUUUCUCAAGAUGUGGUGGGGGAAGUCGCUUCCGGCAUGAUCUCGAUCCUCGAUACACUUUUCACGCGCGAUGAACUGACGAGCGACCUUCGUGACAGAGGAAAAGCGGUCAAACAAAUCGUGCUCAGAACCGUAGCUGAGAAUGGCAAAAUGCACGAGCAGUCAGCCGAUCUUACACCUUUAUGGGACGAAAGCCACAUUGUUCAAGACAUCCCUGGCGUAUCUACUACUGACUCGGCAUCCACCUCGCCCACGUCCGUGGAUCUCUCCAACGUUCUCGUCACAGGACUUAGCUGCGCUCUCUUUCUCAGCAUUGACCCGGCACGAUUGGCAGAACAGAUUUACUUGUUCCAUCUGUCGCUACAUCGGCUACACAUUGAACCGUUGCUGUCUCCACUGUCCUUUUUACCCCGACCCCACGUAUCACCCAAGAUGCAGAAUGCUCUUUUAUUCACCAGUGUCACUCCCCACUUUUUAACCCGCAUUAUUCGGAACCACAUUCUUGUCGAUACUCAGCAAAACGAUACACUGACCGAGGGAUACAAUGGCAAACUUAUGCGAACGCAGCUUUUGGAGCGUUGGAUUCGUGUAGGCAUGUGCUUGUUGGAUCUGGGUGAUUUGACAGGCUGGUGCGCGGUCGCCAUGGGAAUUUGUUCGCUUGGCGUUGUCCGACUCAAAGAAUCAUGGAAAACCGUCGAUCGCGACUUGGUCGUCAUGAUCGUACGGGAUUGGGUGCGCAUCUUGGCGGAUUAUGGAUUAUUUACGCAGGAUGCUUGGGUCGAAGGAUGGGAAAGUACCAUGAUUUUGCAAUUCGCUAGCAUUAUUGAUAUGGACAAGUUAUCCUUGCCACCUCGCUCUUACACCACACGAUCGUUGCCAUUUUUCGGGACCAUUCGUCAAACCGUCGAUCGCGUGCGCCGCCAUAUCCGACGCUCUUUCGAUCCUUGCACCGUCAACUUUUCCAAAUACUGGUACAUCUACGACAUUAUUCAACAUGGAUUGCAAGAGUGGAAAAAAGAUCAUCGUCCGCUGUCGGACGUGGACAGUGUGCCGUUCAAGGUGGUCGGUCCGCUGCAGACCUUUUUUGAUCGUUCCGUGACCGAUUUUAUCUCUGUUCCUCAUAAUUUCAAGUACCUUCAAGAAUGUUCUCUAGCAUGUGAACCUCGCAUUUUCGGCAGCGUGGAACGCAAUCCUCGGUAUGAUUCACGCGAAUCGGAAGUCGCUCCGCCGUCUCUUUCGCUUCUCACUUUCCCAGAAAUCAUCAAGAGCUAUGAAUUAUUCCCGGACGAUACAGCUUCGCACGAUGGUUCUCUGGAAGGUGCCAGUGCUGCCGCCGUCUCAUCUCCGUCCAAGCUGCAGCCUGGAAAGAAAUACUCAUAUCAAAGCAUUCGUUCUCUUCGCUCUUUUCUCGACGAUGUGACUCAGUCGUAUCCCAGUACGACUGGUUCACACAGUUCACGCCAUGCUGCGGCCGGUGGUGAGGACAGUACACGUCGGUCGGCACGAGCAAGCAAUCGCAAGUUGUUUCGGCGCCGUACUUACAGCUUCCCGCCCGGUGGACCGUCGGCUGAUACGGAAUCGACGAGCGACUCGCGACAUCACGGCAGUUACCUGGAUUCCAUUCACAGUAAAACGUGGCUAGGGUCACUUAUUUCCCAACAGCAUGGAUCACAAGACGAUAAGCUGCUUUUUGAUGCGGCGCAAAGAAAGGAACUGCCCCAUGGCGAAUGGAUUCUGCGUAUUCACGGAGGCGAAUUGAUCUUAAAGGCUUCUACGCUUUUGGUCGCUCCAGGUAGUGAAGAAGCCAUGUCCCAAAGUACUUCGAGCGGGUUUUUAGCCGUUACCGAAAGAGGGAGCUCCUUGGUACGUUCGCGAUCUGGUACUCUUAACCGUGACAACGAUGUGACGACGUGGAAGGAAGAUGAAGAACCAGCCUCCAACGCCAUUCCGCCCGAAUCCAAAGUACUGGUGACCGUGAAGUCGGGCCGACUGGAACGUCUGGUGGAAGUACUAGUGCAUGGUGUCGCUGGUUACAGUGAUGCAAUGAAAGAGCAAUGGCCAUCGUGGUGGCGAGAAAGUCAAGGUGAGAAUGCACCGCAACAAUUAACGAUGGAUGAAGAAGAAUACGUUAUCGCAUUCUUUACCACGUACCGUGUAUUUUGCUCCUGCACACGAUUGUUGGACCUUUUAAGGGAUCAAUUUAUUCACGCCAAAGCAUCGUGUCUUUGUACGGAACAGCAUAAACUCAAUUCUCUCGAAUCCAUAUUUAUCAAUGAUGUCCCUGACGAAGAAGCAUCGAUGAUGUCCCGUUACGACUGGAAAGCGGUGGCCAUGGUCCAACUUCGGGUGGUCAAUCUGUUAAUCUAUUGGAUGGAAGUUCAUUUUUACGACUUUGUUGACGAAAUUGAGGUUUUGCGCCAUAUCAGACGAUUCUUGGACUCUGCAAAGGCCGCUCUGGAAGAAUGGCAAAAACCGCUAUCGGAGACCCUUGGUGACGAUCCCGAUAUUGCUCGCGCAUUGGCAAGCGCUGCAAUCAUUGAGCAGCGCAUGAGCGAUUUGCGCGGUCAAUUCAUUCGGAAAGCGCUAUCUCCAUGUUACGACUUGAAAGCGAUCGAGUACGAUAUCAUGGGCAGUCGCAACGUGGACGAAUUGUAUCGACGGCUGACCAUUGGCACGCAAAGCUUCAGCACCACGGUACAACAAGUGAACAGCAAGACCAUGGCAUUUUGCCUGGUGGAUUCGGCGCUGGACAAGAAUGCUGGCAGUCUUGUGGAUGCGUGCUCGGCCAAAACGUUGUUGGAAGAAGCGGAUCGUUCGGUGCGCGAUCUGGCAGGAUCCGUAACGUUGCAAGAUUGGAUUCAGACAUUUGACGUGUUCGAAGUUCAGUCGGGCGAUUUGUAUGCUUGGCUACCGGCACGAAAAGCGUCGCGAACAUCGGUCAUGUCGUCGGCGCUAUCGCCGGUGACGGAAGCGCCGUCAGCGCAGCAAACCAACUAUCAUAUUCCUGUAGAAGACGUGAUUGUGUCCGAUAUCUUCACCGCCAUCGAAGGAGCGCGUCGCUCGAUUGUGUCCCCUUCAGCAUUUUCUGUAGAUGACCUGUUACUUGCGUUCCCUAGCUCCAUUCAAUAUCUGUACUGCAUGCACUUUAUCAUCCGAAGUUGGGUGAUUCACGAAAUCACGGCUCGGCAGAUCAGCUUCAAGGCCCGCGUGGAACGAAUGGACAAGUUUCUGCAAAUGCUCAUCAUGAGCAAGGCCGCCACCGAACGAAUGGCGUUGUUUCCGGAAUUGAAAGCUUCGGGUCACGCGUCUCGCCGUGUGCCUGGCUUUAUCGAGUAUGCGGUAGCGAGCGCGCUGAUGAGUCCCGAAGUACGUUUGUUUUCAAAAGCCUGGAACGAAGUAUCUCGUCGGCAUAACAACGCGGCUCUGGAUACCUUGGAGAACUUGCUGCAACAUGUAUCACCAACGGAGUCCGUUCACGAAAACGAAACGACGCUUAUGCUUGUCCCGAGUCUUGGUUGGAUCUUUGAACGCAUGCUGGAAUUAUGUGUUUCGGUACCCAAUGCUUACGGUAACAAUGACGAUAUGCUGAACUUUGACAAGCGACGCUACGUGUUCUAUUUCUUGCAGCUGGUGAUGAAUGCCCAGAUCGAUUUACAGGAAGCAUCGUCGCAGCAGGAUUCCAGCCAACCGUGCAUGUCGUUCAUCGUCACACCCAAUGCACACAAAAUGACAUGGAAAGAAAUGAAGGACUACGCCCACCGAGAGAAUAAAACGAGUGGAUCAUCGUCCGGCAGCCUGGUGAGUCGUAGUGCAGGCCAUAAAUCGCACAGCAGUCGAUCGACCGUCUUUGGCAAACUGGUAAUGGAGCAGCUGGAGAAACUCAAAUGCGACAUCAAGGAACGCGAUCGUAUCGAUCGGGAGUGGCGUGAUUUGCAACAAAAACUUCAAAAGAAGCAAGUGGAGCAAGCGCGGAACAUGGAGAAACAGGAACGUCGCAACCAGAAGCAUCAUCAGCAUUUACACUUGUCUUUGCAACAGCAACACUACCAAGUGCUUCCCAAGAUCAAUUCGUUCCUUCGCGGACUCCGGCCCAUCUCCAUGGCAGGGUCGACCCUGGCUACGAUUCCAGGCGAACAGGAUCCAAUGACGCUCUCUUUCCUAACCACCAAAGCAUCGACCGUCAUUAAUCUGAUCCAUUCUACGACGUCCGUGGCGAGCGCGUACACGAAACGUGAUUUCGUGUUUCGAGUGGUCACAGAGGAAGGCGGACAGUACCUGUUUCAGAGUAUUUCACGAGACGAAAUGUAUGAUUGGAUGCAGCACAUCAAUAACACGGCGCGCGAAGGGGCGGCGAAGCGUCAAAGCGUACUCGCUGCCGAAUCCUUGGAUAUUGAAGCAGGCAACCAGCAAUACACCGAGCUGCCCACCACCGCAUCGCCUCGCUCGGCAAGCAAAUCAGCGCGUGCCACCGUGUACGGUGUGGACCUGCCAUUGCUGAUGAGUGAUGGUCAUAUACCCAUUAUUGCCGAGAAAUGCAUGAAGGAAAUUGAAGCGCGUGGACUGGAAGAAGUCGGGAUUUACCGUGUGGCAGGAACAGGAUCCAUCGUAACCCAACUGAAGCGCGAAUUCAAUCGCAACUCCGCCAAAGUGAAUCUGAGCGAUCCUGCAUGGGCAGACAUCAAUGUGGUCGCCGAUGCUUUCAAGCAGUUUUUGCGAGAGUUACCUGAACCGGUGCUUACUCACGGACUGUACGACGAAUUGAUAAAUGCGUCGGCUGCGGAAGACCAUGAUGAACGCGUGUACCUCAUCAAGACGAUUGUGAAAAAGCUCCCACUCACGAAUUAUACCUUUCUAAAGCGAUUGAUUGAGCAUUUUGUCAUUGUCACUGAUUUUGAGGCCACGAAUCAUAUGUAUGCGACCAAUCUUGCCAUUGUGUUUGGACCUACACUGUUGCAGCCAGCUCCUGGACCUGCAUCCUUUGCUACUACCAUGUCGAAUCUCGGGCAUCAUCAAAACAUUGUCAAGUAUCUGAUCCUGAAUUACCAUUACAUCUUUGACGUAGAAAACGAAGAAAUGGAAACCGUUGUCGUGGAAACAAAAAUGGAGGAAGAGGAUGGUCACGUUCAUGAAUAAUCCUCUCUCGCUCUCUCUCUCUCUCUCUCUCUCUCUCUCUCUCUCUCUCUCUCCUUUUCCUGAAGUGAGGGUUCUUUUUCAUUUAUUCCAUUUUUUUUUCCUUUACCAUUCUUUCUAUAUCUCUAUUCAUACUAUGGCAG
Molecule: messenger RNA, 7107 nt
Organism: Radiomyces spectabilis
Lineage: Eukaryota; Fungi; Mucoromycota; Mucoromycetes; Mucorales; Radiomycetaceae
Exons: 3
Coding region: 203-6967 (2254 amino acids)
Biological process (GO): small GTPase-mediated signal transduction; regulation of GTPase activity
Cellular component (GO): cytoplasm
Molecular function (GO): guanyl-nucleotide exchange factor activity
Source: RefSeq, a predicted model, not a curated record